Fimicolochytrium jonesii is the source of this 648-nucleotide messenger RNA. RefSeq lists its product as uncharacterized. The record is from RefSeq and is a predicted model, not a curated record. The transcript is spliced from 2 exons. Bases 1 to 648 code for a protein of 215 amino acids. NCBI's taxonomy places the organism in Eukaryota, Fungi, Chytridiomycota, Chytridiomycetes, Spizellomycetales, Powellomycetaceae.
AUGAAGCAGAACCGAUUCGAUCUGGCUCCUAUGAUCACCACCGACACGAAACUUACCACGCAGGCAGGAAUUGCCAAAGUUAUCAAGCACGCUUCACUCUCCAGAAGAGACAUUGCUCAAGGAAUGUUGGAGAUCCUUUGUAACGCUGUCAUAAAGUCUGGCACCGAUGUAGUCAAAAGAUGCACGAUUUAUCGCACACCAGUGCUAUUGGAGACCAGGGCUAUUUGGAAGUCAAAUAGCACCAACUUUGCGAUGCACCUAUGCGCUGGAAUAUCACACCAGUGCUAUUACAGGACCAGCAAUCUUGAGUUCAGCAUUGCACUCAGCACCCCAUCCUCCGACACCCUGUCUGACAUGGGUGAUGAUCACUACCCUAUCCUCACUCCAAUGGAGGCAGACGAGGCCCUCUCACAGUUCCCCGCAGGCCAGGAAGAGCCAGAGUCUGAAGUCUACAACAGAGGCCGCCGCAAUUCCUUUGACCGGCGUCAGGAAGAGUGGGACUACACUCAGAGAAUGUCGAAGGAGGGUGAGGACCAGGACAAUAAGCCCAGUGCCGUGCCUUGCAAACCAGGCCCUGACGAUACCAUUGCCAUCACUUUGCCUUUGAAGAGGAAGCUGAUUCCUGAGAAUCUUGCGCCAAGAUUUUGA